UUUUUUUAUCAAAAAAGCCCAAAACGGUCAAAACCCAUUUAUCUAGCUCUAUUAUGACCGAAAAAAUGUCUUAUAAUGGCGAAAACAUUAAACAGCCAAAUGUUGGAUGGUUUUUCUCAAGAAAAUAUAUUACUGAAAACGAUGCUUAUUUAUUUGAUAAACAAAUAGCUACAAUUUGUGCAAAUUAUGGAAAGAUUGGAUUUUCUUUUAUUACUUACCCAAUUGGGGGUAUUUAUCGGUAUAAUUGUCAAAUAAAUAAAAAUAGAAAUGCUCGGCCUAUUCACCUUCCAGAUUUGCAAAUGGGGAUUCAAUUUUGGCAAAAAUAUGUUAAUUGUGCAUUGUCUAGUUGGAUUGUAGGUUUUUUAAUAAAUUUUUUUAAUUGGGAAGGAAUUUUGUUUUCAUUUUUGUCUGUUAUAAUUAUUUGGUAACCACAAUGUUUGUACUUAUCGGUUA
Meloidogyne enterolobii is the source of this 453-nucleotide messenger RNA. The record is from the annotation of a GenBank genome assembly. Lineage: Eukaryota; Metazoa; Nematoda; Chromadorea; Rhabditida; Meloidogynidae.